CAACGUUAAGCGCUCGAGUUUCGCUUCUUUAAAAGUGAGAGGAAAAGAAUAUUAUGGACAUGAAUACAACCUCAAAGCCCGAUUCUACGGACAGAACGAGUGACGACAGUAUUUCCGCCUUGGACAUUGCACUAGUGAUACUAAACGUUUCUACCAGCCCUUUCAUAAUUGUUACAAAUAGCGUGGUUUUAGUCGCCAUCUGGAAAACAAGCUCUUUACACACUCCUGGCAACAUGCUAAUGUGCAACCUCGCUGUCUCGGACUUAGCAGUUGGGUUACUGAUCCAACCUCUGUUUAUCCUCAGCACCUUAAAGAGGUUGGUUGUUAACGAUGAUAUAUUAUCUUCCGUCUCUAAGACAAAAGACAUUGCAGGCCUCUGUCUCUGUGGUGUGUCCUUCCUCACCGUCACAGCCAUCAGCCUGGAUAGGAUGAUUGCUCUAAAAUUUCACCUACGGUACAACAGUCUUGUCACCAUGAACAAAACAGCUCUUGCAAUUGCUGUGAUGUGGACGGUGUCUGGUUUCUCCUCCAGUGCGAAACUGUUGAAGGCGCAUGCUUUGUAUCCAUUCUUUGGUCUUAUCAUAGUGUCUUGUCUUGUUGCCAAUUUCUUUGCGUAUUUUGAGGUUUAUAGAGUAGUUAUUCGACAUCGGGGACAAAUUCACUCCCAGAUGCAAGUUAUGUCGGCCAAUGCAGGCCAAGGGAUGCGCUUCAAACAGCUCAGAAGAUCUGCCGUGACCAUAUUUUAUGUGUACUGUCUUUUCCUUCUUUGUUAUCUUCCCUACAUUGCAACACUUGUCGCUGAUGUUUUCGUACGAACAAGCUUCGGCAAGUAUUAUGCAGUCCCUAGUACAAUUGUUUUUCUCAAUUCUGCCCUCAACCCUGUGAUGUAUUUUUGGCGUAAGUCUAACAUACGACAAGCGGUAAAGCGGAUUCUGAAAUUUAGAACCCCUUGAGCAAGGUGGAACGCAACCAAACAUCUCUUUUUAACGAGGGUUGUAUACCAUGUGUUAUGUUAUAUGUUAUGCAGUCGGUUAUUUAACCAUUUAACCAUUAUAUCCAUUAGCCUCCCUAUUGCUUUUUCAGUAACAACGUUUAAGGUAACAUAAAUCUCUUUCUUGAUGUUUAGCAGUCGUGUGAACGAUCUGUGAGCCACCCCAAAACUCGCAUAAACGGAAAUAUUAAACCUCUUCACUGAGAAGUAUGGACAGAGCCCUUAUGCCUUUGAACUCUCAAAGUGACUAACGUCUGAUUUUUCCUCACAAUAUCACCCCUGAAUCACAAUUAUUAUCGCGAAAAUCUGGGAAGGGAUAUUCCCCCCCCCUCUAAGCAUUUCGUCGGGUGAUAGUUUGCUGGUACACAUUUACACCCCUGGAUCGAGAGAGGCGCUCUGAACGAAUUCAAAGUGACUGAAGCACCAGAAAACAUCCCAGUGACCCGACCAGGACUUGUAAAAAUACUUCAUAAGAUAUGAAAUAUACUUAAUGCUAGAAUCCUAUUGUAAUA
Pocillopora verrucosa is the source of this 1503-nucleotide messenger RNA. Its product is annotated as melanocyte-stimulating hormone receptor-like. NCBI's taxonomy places the organism in Eukaryota, Metazoa, Cnidaria, Anthozoa, Scleractinia, Pocilloporidae. Gene Ontology annotation, biological process: G protein-coupled receptor signaling pathway. Gene Ontology annotation, cellular component: membrane. The record is from RefSeq and is a predicted model, not a curated record. Gene Ontology annotation, molecular function: G protein-coupled receptor activity.